Pipistrellus nathusii (Nathusius's pipistrelle) is the source of this 1446-nucleotide messenger RNA. The record is from the annotation of a GenBank genome assembly. Lineage: Eukaryota; Metazoa; Chordata; Mammalia; Chiroptera; Vespertilionidae.
AUGGAGGCGGUGAUCUGGCGGUACUGGGACCCGGUAUGCAGCAGCCCGGAUGAGGCCACCCUUUCCGUGAGAGGGACAACCCUGAAGGUGGAGGGACCCCAACCCACUGUACGUCCUAGGUACAGGAGAUCCCUAGGGCAUGACUUCCAUCUGCGGAAGAAGGACUCACAGAUCACUCCCAGCACCCAGGGAGUGGUGACCAGAACGGCUAGCGACCAGGAGGCCAGGGCUGCUCCGAAGCCCAGGGCCAGAGCACCGCCCAAAACCAAGGUGCUGCGGAGGACUGGAGCCAAGUCCACGAGGGCGAUGCAACUCAAGGGCCUUGUUGGCAGCGGGGUGCAGCUCAAGUCCACCCAGGGCUGGACCGGGUGGUCGGCUGCUGAGCCUGGACCCCAGAAAUUGCAAACAUUUUCUCCCCUGAGCCGCACACUUCAUCGGUGGCAUGCCUCCACCACCACCUCCUUGGUGUCUGUCGCUCUCAGUGACCCAUGGGAUGAAGACGUGGGCACCAGGAGUAAACUUGCCGAGGACUUCAAUAUUCCCCCUUCCUCAUAUCUUGGUUUACUAAUUGACUUCUUGAAGCCAGAGAAGCCAACAAGAGCAGCCAUGCGGCUUAUGGAAAAGGUAUGGGAAGUGCUAAAGCUUGACAAGAAAAUAAAAGAAGCCCGAAUCCAGCAAAAAGUGAUAUUGGAGGAAACCAGGCUGCUCCUGGAUGAGAAGUGCCAGGUUCAGGCUGACACUAAAUUCAUGCUGGACCACCUGACCAACAAAACGGAAGAGUAUAGAAGGGAAAUCACCAAGCUGUGGGACGACUAUGCACAAGAAAGUGGGGAAAUCCAACGAAAGAGACAAGAAUUGGCCUCCAAAUAUGCGAAACAAACGUCAGAGCUUCAAAAACAGCUAUUGGAGAAGGAAAAGAAGGAAUUUGAUUUGAAGCAGCAGUUAAGGGCAAUGAGGGACAUUUCGCUAGUGAAGGAGAAACAGGACAGAGAACUGGAGGCCUUACGGGAGGAGCUCAAGAAAGCCCGCGCUGAGACAAUGGCAAAGGCCUACGCCCAGUACCUCCAGGAAAAAGCAUCAAUGGAGAAGCAACUGAGUGAGCCAGUCGUAAGCCAAUUGGGAAGGAGAGAAAGAAGGAAGAUGAAAAAGAGGACCCAGGCCUUGGAGGCAGCGGCAGGGAAGGUUGCUCGUGAGUGCUGCCAGGACCUCCUCCAAGAGAACCAGUGUGCACACAGGAAGUUAAUGCAGCAGUCCCAAAAGUACCAGGAGGUGCAGGCCACCCUAAACUGCUUACAAAAUCUGAAGCAGCAGCUGCAGCAGGAGCAGUGGUAUACAGAGUGUUUAAUCCGAGGGAGGCAACGACUGCAACACAAAGAGUGCUCCAAAGACCCAAAAAAAAUCCCUUCCCUAGGUGCCAAAUCAAAGAUUAAUCUACAGUCUUCCUAA